This is a messenger RNA of Zingiber officinale, 859 nucleotides long. RefSeq names its product receptor-like protein EIX2. The record is from RefSeq and is a predicted model, not a curated record. Lineage: Eukaryota; Viridiplantae; Streptophyta; Magnoliopsida; Zingiberales; Zingiberaceae. Bases 127 to 720 code for a protein of 197 amino acids. The transcript is spliced from 2 exons.
UCUUCCAUAAUCACUCUAUGGCCAUUAGUUAUGGUUUCAAGGGCAGUUAUAAUUCCUCAAAGCAUGCGACUUUCUUCCUAAUCAUCUUAUUGUUUAGCACUAAAGCAUGCUGUGACGAUCAUUCACAUGCAUCUAAAAGGAGCGAUUGCUUGGAGCUUGAAAGGAGAGCUCUACUUGCCAUCAAGUCUGAUUUGUAUAACUCUGACCACUGGCUUUCUUCUUGGAGCGGUUAUGAUUGUUGCAAGUGGAAAAGAGUUGUCUGUGACAACACAACCAAGCAUGUCAUUAGGCUUGAUCUUCACUACCCACUUGAUCAAUAUGCUUCAUUUCCCAACAAAAGUAAGCGUCUUGAAUCUGUCCCACAACAACUUGUCAGGAAGAAUCCCAGUAGGCGGCCAAUUUUCAACCUUCAACGUUUCGAUAUAUGCUGGCAACAAUGGUCUUUGUGGUGUGCCAUUUCCAGAGUGUCCUGGUGACGACGCUAAUCAUUCACCAUCUCCAAUAGGAGAAAAUGAAAAAAGUGACAAGCUUGAAACAAUUCUGAAUUAUACCUUCAUUGUAAUGGGGUUCAUAGCUGGUUUUUGGGCAUAUUUUGGCAUGAUUAUCAUGAAAAAGUCCAUAAAAGUUACUCUCUUUCAGUUGGUGGAUAAGAUGUAUGAUUGGAUGUAUGAGCAACUCUCGCUGAAGAUUGCAAAGCUGAAUAUGAAAUGGAAAAAAUGAACUUAAGCCCUUGAACUUUCAAGUAGUGAAGAGUGAUUGCUUUCUUAUAUAGUUCGUCAUAUUUAGUUGUAAAUGUUAUUGUGUAUGAAGAAAGUGUGAUGUGAAUCUUAUUGUGUAUGAUAGUAUGAAAGUUUGACUU